This is a messenger RNA of Gastrolobium bilobum, 675 nucleotides long. RefSeq lists its product as uncharacterized. Gene Ontology annotation, cellular component: ubiquitin ligase complex. The transcript has 9 exons. Gene Ontology annotation, biological process: protein neddylation; positive regulation of ubiquitin-protein transferase activity. Bases 1 to 675 code for a protein of 224 amino acids. The record is from RefSeq and is a predicted model, not a curated record. Gene Ontology annotation, molecular function: cullin family protein binding; ubiquitin conjugating enzyme binding; ubiquitin-like protein binding. NCBI's taxonomy places the organism in Eukaryota, Viridiplantae, Streptophyta, Magnoliopsida, Fabales, Fabaceae.
AUGCCUCGCCGCAAAAGAACACCCGAGAGAUCAUCUUACCCUGAAUAUUCUGAAAGUUCUGCAUCAAAGAAAACAACAGCAGAGCAAUUCGAUCCUAUUGAUGGCCUAUUUGAUACAUACGCAAAUAACCAAUCGGGAAUGAUUGAGUCAGAAGGGAUUGGAGCUCUUUGUGAAGAUUUGCAGGUGGAUCGUGCAGAUGUUAGAAUAUUGAUUCUUGCUUGGAAAAUGAAAGCUGAAAAGCAGGGUGUUUUUACUAAGGAUGAGUGGCGAAGAGGCCUUAAAGGCUUAGGGGUUGACACAAUCGCGAAAUUAAGAAAAGAAAUUGAUUUACUGGAGAAAGAGGUUGUGGCACCAGAGUUCUUUGAGGAUUUUUAUUCCUAUGCAUUUGAAUACAACAUGAAGGAAGAUCAGCAAGUAGAUAUUGAAUCUGUUUGUGAGCUGUUAAAUGUUGUUCUGAGACCCGCAUUCCCUACUCAGGUCAAUUUAUUAAUUGAGUAUCUAAAGGUCCAGAGUGACUACGGCGCUUUAAACAAACAUCAUUGGACCAGUUUCUUUCCUUUCUUUAAACAGGUUAGAAUUCCAAAUCUUCAAAAUUAUGAUGACUCCAUUGAAGCAUGGCCAGAGAUCAUCGAAAAUUUUGUUGAAUGGUUUAAAGAGAAAGAAAAAAAUGUUUAG